Trypanosoma rangeli is the source of this 2343-nucleotide messenger RNA. Its product is annotated as AAA family ATPase-like protein. The coding region runs from base 1 to 2343 and encodes 780 amino acids. The record is from RefSeq and is a predicted model, not a curated record. Lineage: Eukaryota; Euglenozoa; Kinetoplastea; Trypanosomatida; Trypanosomatidae. The transcript has a single exon. Gene Ontology annotation, molecular function: ATP hydrolysis activity; ATP binding. Gene Ontology annotation, cellular component: cytoplasm.
AUGGCACCGAAGAAGGCACGGUUUAAGCCACCCAUUCGGCCGAAUGCGGAUGGAACGGGCUUUGUACGGGUGUCGGCAGGUGACACGGGAAAAAAGUCGCCGAAGGAGCUAGGAGGCCAGAGACAUCCGGAUUCGAAUCUGCUUCAUUCAUCGUUGGAUUUCUACGCUUCACCGCGUAUGGGGCAGAGUGACACGUCAGCUGUCGAACUAUCCUUGCAGAUACGCUCUAAUAGUUCUUUGCCCUCCAACGAGGCGCGACUCUCCCCAUCAUCUUUUCGGGCUUUAGGAAUUGUAAGUGGAGCCGUGCUGCGUAUUGUUGAGGGUCAUUUUGAGGCCUACGCCGAGGCGUUUCUUUCAUCUGUGUGUCACUCACAAACCGUUGAACUCGCCGAUGAGGUCGCUGCAGCUUUUAUUGAUAAGCAGGUGAAUGUGUCUGUGGUGACAAACCCUUUUCCCUCGGUACCGCUUGCUAUUGUAGUUUUGGAGAUAAACUGUGAUUCACGUGAUGGAGUGCAGGCGGGGGAGACAGUGAAAAUUCCAUUUUUGCAGGUACGUGCUGCUUUUAGGCGCCAGUACAGGUGCCGACUGGUGUACAGAGGGAUGCGAGUUGUUGUGCGUGUUGCGACGCAGCCUUUUUACGUUGAGGUGGUUAAAUGUGUACAGCGUGAUGCAGCUGUGAUGGAUAAAGAAAAAUUAAACGAGGUUCAGGUUAGGCUAGGUCUCUUGGGCGAUUGCACGAUAAUACGCGACGGUGGUCGUGAAAUUCCCAUUGAGAAUGAGUACUCUGAAAACUCUCAGGGUUCUUUAAAAGAUAAAGAGGCGUUGCAACAUGUGCUUGUGGUAGGUGAAUCAGGCACUGGUAAGAGUCGUUUUCUUCAUCAAGAGGGUAGGGAGGCCACCACGGUGCAUUGGCGCCAUGUCGAGACGAUUUUGGUUCAGGAGCUCCCGCAAGGAGAGAUGAGUGAUUUGUCCACAUCUACGGUCUUGCGUGAGGCUUUUGCGCGUGCUAAGGUCGCUGCACCCUCAACAGUAUUAAUUGAUGAUCUUCACCUUAUAUGUGGGACCAGCAGCAGCUCAACAGCCGGGUCUUUGUGGGCGGCAACGCUUGUAGCGGGGGCCUUGAAGGAGGAGCUUGAUGACAUUUGGGCGCGUCAGCUUGACGUUCGUGUCAUUGCCUCCGCCGCAUCAGCGGAGUCUGUGGAUCGCUCUUUACUGACAACUGAGCGGUUUGGUAAACGUGUGACGCUGCUUACGCCUGGGUCAUCUGAGGAGCGUUGUGCGUGCCUAAGAACAUGCUUAGAGGAGCGUGACGGACUGCAUAAUAUCUCAGAGGAGGCCUUGGUAACGGUCGCACAGGAAGCGCAUGGUUUCACGCAGUGUGACCUCGCCCGUCUGGCGGAGGUGGCGAUGGUGGAGAGUUUCAAAAUGACAGGGAACGUAAUUCCCUCUGAUGACGCUCUCUUGGCGGCGGCAAAGUUGGUACGACCCUCCGCUCUAAAGCAGUUUGAGGUGUCGGUGCCGAAUGUUACCUGGAAUGACAUUGGUGGGAGUGAGGAGGCGAAAAAGAUUUUGCAGGAUUGUGUUGCAUGGUGUCUUGGAAAGCGGCAGUGGAUAUUUCGAAAGUUCAAACUGACACCGCCAAGAGGUGUCCUUCUUUACGGUCCCCCGGGGUGUAGCAAGACGAUGCUGGCCAAGGCCCUUGCCAAUGAAUCCAAAAUGAAUUUUAUCUCCGUCAAGGGACCUGAGGUGUUUUCAAAGUGGGUUGGAGAUAGUGAAAAGGCGGUACGAGAUAUUUUUACACGUGCACGUGUGGUGGCUCCAUGUGUGGUUUUUAUUGAUGAACUUGACGGCAUGUGUGGGCACCGAGGACGUGGUGGAGUCUCAGAUCGCGUCAUUUCACAAUUUUUGACCGAAUUGGACGGACUCCCUGCCGCACUGGACGACAAUUCGGACGCGCUUGUUUUCGUGGCGGCAACGAAUCGUCCUGACAAUAUCGACACGGCUGUGCUACGGCCUGGACGUAUUGAUCGCAAGGUCUACGUGGGGUUGCCGGAUGUCUCUGAACGUCGGGCAAUUGUUGGUAUCCAUUUCUCCCGCAUUCCUGUUGCACCGGAUCUUGAUGCAGACUAUGUGGCCAAGAGAACGGAGGGGUAUAGUGGCGCUGAGGUUGUUGCGGUGGUGAAGGAGGCCGCCUUUCUUCGAGUGACGCUGGAUGUGAAAGCUGCACACGUCACCCGUGAUGAUGUUGAUGCCGCCCUGCAGAAAGUGAGGCCACGUAUUAGUCCAAGCGAUGUGGCGUGGUAUAGGCAAUGGUCGUUGGGUGGGCUGAUGAAUGCUCGAUAG